Torulaspora delbrueckii is the source of this 4242-nucleotide messenger RNA. RefSeq names its product Mms22p (gene MMS22). Bases 1 to 4242 code for a protein of 1413 amino acids. NCBI's taxonomy places the organism in Eukaryota, Fungi, Ascomycota, Saccharomycetes, Saccharomycetales, Saccharomycetaceae. Gene Ontology annotation, biological process: double-strand break repair via homologous recombination; replication fork processing. The transcript has a single exon. Gene Ontology annotation, cellular component: Cul8-RING ubiquitin ligase complex; nucleus. The record is from RefSeq and is a predicted model, not a curated record.
AUGAACUCUAAUGGUUCUUCGUCCUCUGUGGUAGGUGAUUCAGAGACGGAGGAUGAAGGGCUGGGAUUCUUUUGCCCACACGAAGUGGUCAGACUGGCGUCGGUGACACCUGCGGAGCCAGAUCCAAUGACCCAGGGUAGUGAUUUGCAAGUAGAACGUCUUUCUGGCUAUGUUGAAUCGUCUUUGGCAACUCGCAGAAGGAAUUUUAGACAGCGUACAGCGAUUCAGAAGUUACCGUAUAGUUUAGACAGGAUAAGACACAAGCAACUAUUGCAAGGAAUUGAUGUGUCAUCUUUUGACGCUGUUUCUGAGAAUAUAACCCUUCCGGAAAGAAAGACUUCUUUCAUAGAGAGGAAGGCGGGACAUGAAUUGAUAGAAAGAGAUAAACAGGCCGAAGAAUUAUCAGGGAGCAAUACGAACGUUUAUCAUCGUGAGUCUGGUUCACCAUUAGAGUAUAAAGCACAUAAGCUUCAUGAAAGUGAUGAUGAGGCAGAUAGUUGGACUGAAGAUGUCGUUGAAUCUGAAAACGAGAGUGAGGAUACAACAGAAAGACAACAUAUCUUGUUCAGAGGUAGAAAAAUAGACAUUGAAAGAGGCUAUCGAGGUAUUCUUCCGAGAAUAGCAUGGGAAAAAGCUAUGAAAAAGAAUGGAGCUAUCUCCAGGGUUAAGAAAAGGUCAAUUCCAGACGAUAGAAAGGGUUUAGCCAAGAGAAAGCCCGUGGAUGUAAGGCGAACCAACCAGGAUCAGGAUCUGUUAAAUGAUUUGAUUGUGGCAGAUGAUGACUUGGGCGAAAAGGAUUUUCCAACCAGCAAUUAUCAAAGUGCAUUACCGGACGAGCAUUUCCGGGACUUGAGUGAGCUUGAGAGGAUGAGUGCUUACUACCGGAAUAAAUAUCACGAUGAUUCGUCCUCCGAAAGUUCAAUCGAGGAAUAUAACUUUUUUGAUGAAGCUGAGGAGGUAAAUCUUGCCCGGAAAUAUGAGAAACAAACUCUAGAUGAUUUAGAAACGAAAUUCGUCACGCAAGCCGAAGAGAUUGACUUAAGAUAUCUCUCGGAUGACCAGGAUGGUGCAAUCGAAACCGAUGAGGGGGCAAUAAAGGCUAUGCUCAUGAAGCAGACAAUCGUGGCGAAUGGAAAGAAACCAAAAGCCUCAACACAGCGGUCGCGUACAAGGUGCAGAUAUCGUUAUGGCGAAUCUGCAAAAAGGCGGCCCAAAACCGUUGCUAAGCCAAUAAGAAAAUACAUACGUAAAACUGCUGAGCAGAAUCAUGAGAGUGCUGUCAAACCGUGGAGUGACAAGGUUAGGAAUCACAGCCAAACUGUUGAUCCACAUUAUGACAUAAAAGAAAGACAGAAGAAGCUAGUUGCCAAAAGUGUCAAGAAUGCUCAUUUUGGGAUAUUUCCAGAGCGACACUCUGAGCUUAAUAGGGCAGUCAACACGUUCACGACUGUCGUAGAAGGAGUAAGCCGGAAUUAUGCUCUUUCAGCUCUCCAAAAGCAGGAAUCCGAUGAAGCAGAGAUGGUGGAAGGUUUGCAGGCUGAUCAAAAACCAAAAGUGCAUCUUUGUUUCCGGGCGAUAGAUGCUCUUCUAUUGGGCAAAUCAUUCGAGCCUCCAGAUGUCGUCAAGUUACAGAUAUCUAAUAAACAGUUUACGUUAUCGAGAUUUCAUGGUGGUGAGAUUUGCCAAAGCAUGUCGGAUGCUUUCGAGCAUAUCAUCAAGACAGGUAUCACCAAUACGGAGCUUGUCGAACUAAGCGAGUCGCUUACCGCCUUCUUGCUCCACCUCAACAUGAAGAGCGUUUACGGAUCCAUUAGUGAUUUUCACAGGAAUUUCAGGAAUAGAGUUAACCUUUCGAGGCAAAACGCAAAGCCCAUCCACUUCUUUCAGAUAGCGGUUUGUCAGUUUAUGUUACUGGAAAUUACCAAGUAUGCCGACUUAUCAAAAAGCUUCAAGUUAGAAAUAGAAACGGAAAUAAUUGAUCACGUCGUUUCCUUUUUCAAAUUGCUUUCUGUCUGUUAUAAAUCAAUGUUGAAACUCGAUCUCGACUACCUUCAUCAGGCAUGCGACAUUAUAGCUAUAGUGGUUCGAAUUUUAGACGGAGUUGAAACACUUUGGAAGCGCGUUGAGAAAGAGAAGUUGUCAUGUUGUGUUGCAAAAAUAUUAGUGGACAUUUUCCCAACUGGAAAAUCACGUUGGUCUCUACUUGAAGCAAAUGGUUCCUAUGACUCAAUGCUACAAGCACUUUCAUUUGUACAUUAUUGUAUGCAGAAAUGUCAAUGGCAGAUAACAAAUGAAGUGAUCCUAUUAUUCGAUCGAGUCUUUAAAAAGAGGAGAUUUGAGGACUUUGCUGAAGAAAUCGAAGUUUCGAAUGCCAAUAGAGUUGCAUAUCCACGAACAGAAUCCUCGAAAUGUCAGACAGUUUUCAACAGCUACCUUCAUCUUUUGCGCUCAAACGAGGUGACGAACGUCUUAGUAGAAAGGAUCGUUCCCAUGAGUGAGAUUGCUUCGAGCGACUCUAUAUCUGUCCUCAUCAAUAGGCUCAAUCUGCUAAUUGCACUAGCUGAACGGUCAGAUCUCAACUCAGAAAAACGAUUAGAGGAACUGGUGAGACCGGUAGUUCAAAACAAUUACCUUGCUACUAAGGAUACGGGGUCUCUUAAGCUAGUUACUGAGUCUGUACUAAAUGGUGUUCUAUGUCUUUUCGACAUACACUGUCAGAAAAAGUCCCCCUUCAGAGCAAGCAUAUUAGUUUCCAUUUACAAAUCACUUGUUUUGAAGCACGAUGAAUUGAAAGGAAUCUGGAGUCGAUUUCUAGAACAUUUAGUCCAAAGCCGUGAUUUCUCUGAAAGGUUUUCCUCGGUCUUUCUCAAGACAAUGUAUCCAUGUUUUUUAUCGAUGUGCCAGCACCAGAAACAGGCGAAAGAACGAUUACUGCUGCUUACUAUUUAUCUCAGGAAUUUAAAGACAGUGGGAGCUCAGUGGGUUCAGGCUAACCUCUUUCAGGCUGUGAAGGGCGUGGUCCAUGAGUCUAGUAAGUGGAUUGAUCAUUAUUGCACAAUUGGAAAGUUCCUUGUUGACCAUAAUAUAAUGACGUGGUGGUCAUUUUUUGUAUACAACAACGUCAACAACACUCCUCCGGCUCGCAUACUGUUCAACUACCAGGUUGCACAGCUUUGUGACAGGCAAUCUUUUGAUUUAAUCAAAAGAUCACUUUUCGAGACUGCCGUUGAGUCCUUCUUUCAAGACAAAAGUGCUCUAUUUGUAAUGUUCGUUACGACGUUAAUUGAUCGUGAGAAGGGGCAUAAAGCCAGCUUUAAAAUUACAAGCAUCGUCGAUAGCUGUUUGAACCUUUUACAGCCAUUUGUUUCCACCUUAAUAAAUCUUUCCUACGGUGACUUAAUACUUAGGCUCGUCUCCGAUAUCAGACUGUUAUAUCACGAUAAACAAAUUGGUUUUGCCCUUGCUACUCGCUUGACAAAUGUUUUCAAUCUUCAUUUUGUUGAUCAAGUUAAAGACUGUUAUGAUUUCCUUUUGAUGAAAAGGGAUUUGGGAAUAUCUGAUAAGGAAGCCGACAAAAGCUCUUUUCGGGAUGCUUUCAAGCAACUCGAUAGCACUUUAUCGCAGGCCUGUUAUGUGGAAAGAGGGCUAAUUCAAGCCACCUUUUCAGCAGCGGAAAUUUCUGAGUAUCUCGAAAAAGUCAAGUCGCUGUUUACCUUUUCGGUUCUUACGAAUCCUUUCCACUUUGUGGUGUCACUCAUCGAUGCAAAUCUCAGAGGAGAUGCUACUAACCGCCCCAUUAAAAUAAGAAUCGUCGCGUUGUACCUUCGACUGGUCAACGAGAUUUUGCUCGCCAGCUAUGGACAGGUGUCGCCUGACGCAUUCCUGGAGCAAUGCCGACUAUUCAGGAUUAUAUGUGAGCGUCUUCCUCUAGCUGAGCUUGCCUCUGUAUCUGACGAGCGGUCCUAUGCAUAUGAAAGCAUACGAUUUCAAAUUAUUGUCUUGAAGAUUGCGCAAGGGUUUCUCGAAGAAAACCUCUUACUGGCGCACUCGAAGGAGUUUUUGCGUAGCUUUAGCAUUCCAAAUGAACUCGAGGCCACACAGCUUUCCGAAAAACUCGAUGUAAUUGUUAGAGAAACUGCUGGACAGACUCUACGAGUGGAUUCAGACUGCCCUCAGCCAGAUUAUGAGGGGCUUCGAUCCUUAAUAGAAUUGAAGGAAAGCAGGAGCUCUUUUGUAACGUAA